This is a messenger RNA of Nicotiana attenuata, 1020 nucleotides long. RefSeq lists its product as uncharacterized. The record is from RefSeq and is a predicted model, not a curated record. Lineage: Eukaryota; Viridiplantae; Streptophyta; Magnoliopsida; Solanales; Solanaceae. Bases 1 to 1020 code for a protein of 339 amino acids. The transcript has a single exon.
AUGGUUACGCCGGAAUCUGGAGUUCCCCAAACCCUAGAACCGCCUCAAUUGGUUCACUGGAUGCAAGGAAUGGGGAGUGCUCCCACAAUUUUGCAAGCUCCGACGAAAGAGGAACCAGUGAAGGUGAAAGAAGCUAAAAAACCAGAAGAGGCAGAUGCGAACUUGGCAGCACGAAAACUUACCUUCUCAGUCGAGUCGCAUGAGACAAAGAUUACCCUAGCAGAUGUGGUACGAGGAAAUCGAUCCAUACAUCAGGGUUCGAAACUUGAGUACUACGCGCCGGUUAUGAAAGAAGGGAUAAAAGUGGUCCGACUCAAUCAAAUUGAAGUAGAAGAGGAAAUCAGAAAGUGGAAAUCAAGCUUGAUUGGGUAUGUAUUAGGUGGGUCGCCGACAUUUAAGGAUAUGCUGAAAUUCGUCUAUGGAGUUUGGCAAUUUGUGGACACACCACAGGUAUACCUUCAUGAUGAUGGAUAUUUUAUAUUCCGCUUCCUGAAUGAUGAAGAUAAGAGGAAGGUGUUAGAGUUUGGGCCUUAUACUUUCAACAAUCGACCUAUGAUCUUAAAACAAUGGGAGGCAGAGUUUGAUAUUACAAAAGAAACUAAUCGAAUUGUUCCUACUUGGGUAACUCUACCUGGGCUGCCAAUUCAAUACUGGGCAAUUGAAAAUUUGGGCAGAAUUGCGAGUUAUCUAGGAAGACCAAUAUGCACUGAUAAACUGACUGCACAAGGAGACAGAAUCACAUAUGCUAGAAUACUGGUGGACAUAGACAUCUCUCAGCCUCUCCCAGAGCAUAUACUGAUUGAGGAUGAGAAAGGGGGACUCAAAGAGCAGCAGCUGGAAUAUGAGUGGAAGCCUUCCUAUUGUCAGGAUUGUCUACAAAUAGGACAUACAACUAGAAAAUGCAACAAGGAACAAGAGAAUGAAGCUCUACAUGAGAAGGGUGAAGAGCAGAACCGGAGAAGAAGAAGACAAGGGCAGAAAAAAACAGCAAACAACCCAAUGGAAAGUGAAAGACAAUAA